AUGUCCGGCUCUACCUAUCCCCAGCCAAUGGCCUCCUCCUCCUCCUCGCUCCCUCGUCGACACUCCCAACCUCCUCUCCCCGUCCCUGGCUUGGGCCUCCGGGCCGCCCUUUUGGGGUAUCUAGGCGAAGUGGAAGCGUCCAUUCGGGGGAGAUUAUCGGGCACGCCCGAGCGCGACAGCGAAGUCCGGGAUGACUCCUCAGCCUCGGAGGGGCUCAGCGAGGAUACACCUCUCGAAGAGCUCGACCCGGAGGGUGCACGAGGAGAUCCCUCAUCUACCGGGUCCGGACUCGGUCUCGGCCACGGUGCAUACGGCGGAAUAGGGGAGCCGCAACUACGGUACCGCGGACCCCCUACUUCCUCUUCUUCCCCUCUCCUCGCCCAACCUCCAUUCCCAACCCGGAACGCGUCCUACUCCUCACAAGACGCCCUCCUCUCGCACCUCUCCUGGCUUCGGGAAGAUAUCCUCGCCUCCCUUCCUCCGGCGGUACUUUCCGCGCCGAGCUUGAGCGGAAGUAGGGAAUGGCUCCGCGCCCUCCCAGCGCGGCUGAUGGCUGUGGAGCGAGGACUAUGGGCGGAGGGGUCUACCUCCCCUGCUGGCCCAGGUUCCGGCUCUGGUCAGGAAGGAGAAUGGGGGAGCGUGCCGGGCCUAGCACUUCCGGCUGCUGCGGUCGAAAGUGCACGAUUGAAGGUGCUGGAAAUUGUCAGAGGGGUAUUACCUACGGACGAGUGGGAAGGAUGGGAGAGGCUGGGAUGGGAAGAGACGGAUCCGAUGGCUGCUCGACCGGCUAUGUUCUCGUCAAAGCUCGGUCUGAGUGCCAAUGGGGACGAGGACGGGCCGACCGAAGAGGAGGAAGAAGAAGAGAGCUCGAAAUUCUUCUUCCCGAAUAGGACGCCGGCGGCCAAGCAGGCUAUAGCGAGCCGGAGGCGGACAAUACGGAGUAAGAGCCUGGGCGCGGCGGGGCAGCCGGGGAGCUGGGCUGCUUUGCAGGGAGGUGGGGGAUUGGCGGACAGGGAAGGGGCAGGGGGGAUGCCGAAGUUGCAAAGGAUGAGGACGAUGCCGAUGCUCUCGCGGACGACUAUGGAUGAUGAGGACGAGUCUGAUGGAGACGAAGUGGAGGGGAUGAAGGUGGCGAGUCCAGAGCUGGGGAUGGGAAAUGGGCCGGAAGUCCUGGAGGAGCUCGGUGUGAAGGGAGAACAAGUCCGCAUUGACUCGCCCAGGAAAGGAAAGGGCAAAGUUCUGGAGGGGCUCGGACCGUCCAUCGCCGAAGCGCUCGUGUCGAGUGAUCACGGACGGCGAUUGAUGCUAUAUGAGAACCUGCCAAUUGAUUGGCGGAAUAACGAGCAUAUCGUUACUGGAUACCGCUUCAUCCCUCUCCACGCUACGACCGGGCCUAUACCCCUCCUCAAGUCCGCCUUCGCAUGGCAUAAUGAGACUAUCAAUAUCCACUCGCAUUUCAUCCCCAGCAUGUUCAUCAUGCUCGUCAUACCGUUCAUCAUCCUCAAUACGCCUCUGCCAGACGCUCACCCGCUCGAUACCGCCGUUCUGGUGUUGUACCUUACUGCGGCCAUAUCAUGCUUGUUUACUUCGGCGGAAUGGCACGUCCUGAGCGGAUGCGCAAGUAAGAAAUGGAUGGAGUGGGGUGCUUGUGUAGACUGGCUCAUAGCUGCCUCAUUCGGAACCGUCGUCUACAACGCAUUUUACUGCCAGCCCAAAGCUGUUCUGCUUUACUGCAGUACGAAUGCCGCUUGCGGGGCUCUGGGUAGUUACUUGCCUUUCCAGCGGUGGUUCAACCAGCGCCGAAUGAAGCCUUAUCGGAUAGCCUUCUUCCUCUUCCUGAACUUUGCGAUGUUUGCGCCUAUAUCGCAAUUGUUUUGGAAGUAUGGAUGGACCAAGGGGAUCGCUUUCACCUCGCCCUUCGUCUCCUCUAUCGCAUGCUACGCCUUCGGCCUGAUCUUCUACGCCUUCCACUUUCCCGAAUGUGUGUGGCCCGGCAAGUUCGACAGGGUCGGACAUUCACAUCAGGUCUGGCACCUCGGUAUCGUCAUCGCCAUCAUCCUGCACUACAAAGCCGUCUUUACGGUCCAUGAUAUGCGGUACGACUAUUCGUGUGCGGCACCAGGGGCGGGACCUCCCGUUAGUGCUGUUUUUGCAAGCUGGGUGCGGAGCCUAAGGGGAUAA
Molecule: messenger RNA, 2181 nt
Organism: Dioszegia hungarica
Lineage: Eukaryota; Fungi; Basidiomycota; Tremellomycetes; Tremellales; Bulleribasidiaceae
Product: putative endoplasmic reticulum protein
Exons: 8
Coding region: 1-2181 (726 amino acids)
Cellular component (GO): membrane
Molecular function (GO): signaling receptor activity
Source: RefSeq, a predicted model, not a curated record